AUGGAACUUGCACAAUGCAAAGAUGAAAAUGAAGAUCUUUCUCAGAUGGUUAUAAACCUACGUAGAGGUUUGGAAACUCAGUCUAAAGAGAUUGAAAGUAAAUUACAAGGUCAAAUGGAUGAUUUAAUUAAAAGUAAUAUUGAUUUGAUAGAAAAGAAUAAUUUAUUGAAUGAUCAACUUGAAAAUUUAGAAAACAUGUUGGCUCGCAUUCUCUCGGCUGUUCAAAAUUUAAUUCAAUAA
Molecule: messenger RNA, 240 nt
Organism: Entrophospora sp. SA101
Lineage: Eukaryota; Fungi; Glomeromycota; Glomeromycetes; Entrophosporales; Entrophosporaceae
Source: the annotation of a GenBank genome assembly